GUGGAUCUGAUGUCCUCUUCUGGCCUUCAUGGCCAGUAACCCCUGUGCCAGGUAGCAUCCUGUACCAACUUUGAAUAACAACAGGGAGUUACUGGGUAGCAAACUUUCAAGAUCACAACUUACUGCUGAAGUAACUUGAAGUUGAAGAAAAUCAGACUUGAAACCAUGGCGAAGGUGACUAGAGCUGGGUCAGUAGGCCCUCCAGAUGGAGGCUGGGGCUGGAUGAUUGUGGCUGGCUGCUUUCUUGUUACCAUCUGCACCAGGGCAGUCACCAGAUGUAUCUCCAUUUUUUUUGUGGAGUUUCAGACGCACUUUGCUCAGGAUUAUUCACAAACAGCAUGGAUCCAUUCCAUUGUAGACUGCAUGACAAUGCUCUGUGCUCCACUUGGGAGUGUUGUCAGUAAUCACUUAUCCUGUCAAGUGGGGAUCAUGCUGGGCGGCUUGCUGGCAUCUACUGGUUUCAUCCUGGGCUCCUUUGCCACCAGCCUGAAGCAUCUCUACCUCACUCUGGGAGUUCUCACAGGUCUUGGAUUUGCACUUUGUUACUCUCCAGCUAUCGCCAUGGUCGGCAAGUAUUUCAGCAGGCGCAAGGCCCUCGCUUAUGGGAUUGCCAUGUCCGGCAGUGGUAUCGGUACCUUCAUCCUGGCUCCUGUCGUUCAGCUCCUUAUUGAACAGUUUUCCUGGCGAGGGGCACUGCUCAUUCUUGGAGGGUUCGUUUUGAACCUCUGUGUCUGUGGUGCUUUGAUGCGUCCAAUUACUCUUAAAGAGGACCAUUCAAGUCCAGAGAAGAAUCAUGACCAUGGAACGCAGAGAGGAGACUGUCGGCAGGCAUCUCCCUAUUCGCCUUUGACCAAAGAAUGGGCACAGAUGUGUCUCUGUGGCUCCUUGCAGCAGGAAUAUGGUUUUUUACUCAUGUCUGACUUUGUCAUGUUAGCCGUCUCCGUUCUGUUCAUGGCUUAUGGCUGUAGCCCUCUCUUUGUGUACCUGGUGCCUUACGCUUUGAGUGUCGGAGUUAGCCACCAUCAAGCGGCUUUCCUUAUGUCCAUACUCGGGGUGAUAGACAUUGUUGGCAACAUCACAUUUGGAUGGCUUACUGACAGAAGGUGUUUGAAGGAUUACAGAUAUGUUUGCUACCUCUUUGCUGUGGCACUAGAUGGGCUGUGCUAUCUGUGUCUCCCAAUGCUCCAAAGUUUCCCUCUUCUUGUGCCUUUCUCUUGCACUUUUGGCUACUUUGAUGGAGCCUACGUUACCUUGAUCCCUGUAGUGACUGCAGAGAUAGUGGGGACCACCUCUUUGUCAUCAGCACUUGGCGUGGUAUACUUCCUUCAUGCAGUGCCAUACUUGGUGAGCCCACCCAUUGCAGGAUGGCUGGUGGACACAAUGGGCAGCUAUACUGCAGCAUUCCUUCUCUGUGGAUUUGCCAUGAUAUUUAGUUCUGUACUGCUUGGCUUUGCUAGAAUUGUAAAGAGGAUGAAGAGAACACAGCUGCGGUUCCUGGCCAAAGAAUCAGAUCCCAAGCUGCCACUUUGGACCAAUGGAUCAGUGGCCUACUCUGUAGCAAAGGAGUCAGAUCAGAAAGAGGGAUCUAUGGCUACUGCUGUGACAGGUUGCAACCUCACGUGACCAGUGUGGCCUUAUCCCUGGGAAUCUUCAAGGCUGAUGGACCUGAGGCCACCAGAUUGUUCACAUUUCAAAAGUAUUUUAUUUUGACAGAAUAUUGCCUCCCAAGAAAAUUAUUAAUACUGUUUUGCUAACAUAUUUAUAAGGAGAAAUAACCAAUAACAAAGAAAUCUGGAGUGGCCUAGAGUUUUCUCAUUCAGGAUUUGUACUCUCUACAAAACUUAGCUCCCCAGAGGAGGUCAGGACAUAGUUGAUGGAAUUAGCUAUAUUUCAGGGUAACUCCAAGACACAACCAAAGCACAGGCCACCAGGCAAUUUUGUCAUCACAAAGUCCUUGUUCCUCUGUCUUCCUUCUCAUGGCUCUUCCAAGGUAGACAUCACUUCGAGUGUCUGAAUAAUCAUGAACACCAUGGUUGGAAUGGAUUUGAAAGGUGGCUGGUAGUGUAUUUCAUUUGAAACUAGCUGAAACAGGAAGCUCUGUGCUCUAGCUGUCCCUGCUACUCACCUCUGUCACCACCCCAUACUUACUCUAAAUUUAACACAACUCGAUGAGUGAUGGAGCAAUUUCUCCAUCUUUUCUGAAAUGUUAGUAGUACCCCAGGAACCCCCACCUUGAAUCUGAACUGUAGACACAUUCCUGUUAGGAAUAGAAGAAUGUUGAUACUACUCCAAUUGAGCAGUAAUUGAAUUCUUGAGUCAGCAGGGUAUCUGGUGGGAGCUUUCUUUGCAAACCAGUCAUUAGAUUCAUCACUGUCCAAAAGAGGGCUUGGGGGUUUUCUUGUCAUAGUGAUGUUCUAAAAAUGGGAUUCUGUGCUCACCCUAUUCAUUUUUGGAUCAUAAUUAUAAACCUGACUUAUCAGUUUAGAAGGGUCUGUUCAUUCUUUAAAAACUCAACUUUUCUGUGACUUGGAAUUAUUACUGAAUUUUCAGAUUGGAGAAGAGGACAUGGAGAAAACAGAGGAAGGGCAGGGCCCCCAAUUCAUCUCCAGCUGUUUCAAAUCCAUAGAAUUAAGAGUCCCAAAUGCCCAAUCAUGUCACAUCUGCAAAGAAGCCAAGUUAUGUAACUAAAAGGGGAAUUGUAAUCAUUCAGGAGUUUAAAUCUAAGUCACAUGGAAACAUUUUGAUCUCAAAGGCCAUUUAACCUACUGUCCCCAAGAGGCCUCAGAGUGGCUCUUGCCAGACGUGAUGCUGGGAGAAAUAACAAAGCAUUGAGGGAAGUCUGAAGAUAGCGAAGACCUUGUUUGAAUUGGAGAAUGCUUGUGUUGCUAUAUUGCCUUCAUAAUGGGAUAGCAGCUUGAUUUGAUGGAGAAAAUGAUACUACUUUCUUGUAGCUUUUCAUAGAGAAUUUGAAUGUUCUGUCUUUACUCAUCCUGUGACUUUAGUUUUUUUAAUCCAUUCACUUUGUCAUUUGCAAUUUUAAGAAUAAUUUAGGUAUAUCUGUGGAAUUCAAAGUUAAAAUGAAA
Molecule: messenger RNA, 3083 nt
Organism: Onychomys torridus (southern grasshopper mouse)
Lineage: Eukaryota; Metazoa; Chordata; Mammalia; Rodentia; Cricetidae
Gene: Slc16a12
Product: solute carrier family 16 member 12
Exons: 7
Coding region: 166-1623 (485 amino acids)
Biological process (GO): transmembrane transport; monocarboxylic acid transport
Molecular function (GO): monocarboxylic acid transmembrane transporter activity
Source: RefSeq, a predicted model, not a curated record